Molecule: messenger RNA, 3412 nt
Organism: Trifolium pratense (red clover)
Lineage: Eukaryota; Viridiplantae; Streptophyta; Magnoliopsida; Fabales; Fabaceae
Exons: 3
Coding region: 509-3178 (889 amino acids)
Biological process (GO): regulation of defense response to fungus
Source: RefSeq, a predicted model, not a curated record
CCGCUGACUUUGUUUCAUUAUUAGUAUUGUUUCUUCUACCAGUUCACACACACACAAACAUGGUCACGCGUGUUCUUAACAAAACAAGAGACAAAUUCUCACACAACACAAACAAACGAGUUGACUAUGUCUAUGUUACUAUGUAUACAUACACCAAAUGGAACAAGACUCUUUUUGUUUCACUUCCACGCAGCACCAACUACAACAAUUUCAUACAAGACCUUUUAUUAUGUCUUUCCUCCAAACUAGAACCUUCUUUCUCAUUCAUUUCUCAACAUGUUCCUUCCUCUCUUCAUUAUUUCCUUCUAACUUCUGACUCUCUUUCUCAUCAUCUUCAAUUCAAUUCAUCUAUUUCCUCAGAUUUAAUUUGUCACCUGCAACUGCAACUACCAAUCCGAUCUUACCAAGGCAGACAUUGAGAGUAUUGGGAGAGAUUUGAUUUCUAUAUUUGGAAUUUGACCUUUGACACUUGCAAAAUUUGUGGCCAAAGCUCAACAUUUGAAGUAAUAUGUCUGGUAAAGUAGUUACCAAAAUUCGGAUAGUUAAAUGUCCGAAAUGUCGGAACCUUCUUCCAGAGCCUCAAGGAUAUGAUGUGUACAAGUGUGGUGGAUGUGGCACUGACCUUAAAGCUAAGAAACAAAGUAUGGCUGUGAACUCAGAUUCCAGUAUACAAGAAAUCAAUGCAGCUCCUGGAAGCACAUCAGAUCUUGUUUCUGGAGGUAAACAACGUAGCGGAAGAAAGCAUCAAGUUCCUCUUCGGAAAGAUAUUUUGAAGGAUAAAGCAACUGCUUCAAGCGAAUGUUAUUUGGAUGGAAACGGUGAGGACAGUGGCGGUCAGUUAAUACCUUUCAAGUUCACAGACGAAGAAGAACUGGAAGGUGAGUUGGAUAUCCCUAAAUUGUCACUCAGAAGGCGUAGAGUAUCGAACAAAGGUGGUUCAAAUAAGAUCACUCACUGUGAGAUUGAGGAUAUAAGUAGUAAUGGAGACUUUUCAUUAGAAAGAUCAAAAGAUGAGUCGAUUUAUUCAUCUGAUGAUGAUGGCGAUGAUGACAGAUCAGUUCUGAUAGGUGACAGACCUGAAAUGGAAAUUGCUGAAAGUAAUUUAAAACGAGCAGAAGAGUUGAAUGAAGGAAACUUGUCGCUAGAGGGUGCAAAUGACGAGUUAAUUUCUGGAUCAGAUGAAGAAGAUGCCAACAAAGAGAAGUCAGUUACAGCAGGUGAAAACCCUGAAGUGGAAAUUAUUGGAAGUGCUUUAGAAGGAGCAGAAGACAUGAAUAAUGGCAACUUGCCGCUAGAGGAGGUUAAUUCUGGAAUGGAUAGAGAAGAUGUCAAUAAUGAUAAAUCAGCUCUAGUUGGGGAAAACCUUGUAGGGGAAAAUUUGCCACUAGAGGGAGCAGCUAUAGAGGGUGCGAAAUCCGAAAUAGACACUACAGAAGGUACUACUACAAAAAAUCCAAACACUGAGAAUGUAGAUACAUUAGGUACCAGAGAUCAUAGUUCAGAGCUUAGUGCUGUUCUUGGAAAAGGCAAACUGUCUAAAUCUGCAACAACCGGAAGCUCUUAUGCUUAUGAUGACGGCCUUUCUUCACAUGAUGGAAUGAAUGAGCAUUACCCUGUCAAACAUUUAGAUUCUUUGAAAACCACCGACACUGUUGAUGAAGGAAGGAACAAAAAGGGUAAAGGCCUUGCUAAUAGCUCCUUGUAUGGUGAUCUUGGAACACAACAUCAAUCACAUAUGCCACACGAUAAGAAUCAUGACAUGAAAGAGAGCAGAAGGAAUCAAAUCAAGGUGUUGGACAAUACAACCCAUGGUAAUUCACGUUUGAUGAAAACAAAGAGAGAUCAUGAGUUUCCGUCGAGAAUUCCUUUCCAAAGAAGUGGUUACCAAUCACACAAUGAAAGUGGAAGGCCAAGAAAUGGAAUGCAUGAUCAGAGUUCAAGCUUUCUUUUGCGUGACUCCCGUGCGGACACUGACCAAGAGAAGAUGAAACUGUUGAGAAUGAUUCAUAAGUUGCAGGACCAACUUGACCAGUCUCGCGUGAGUGAGGAAACAAAUAGAAGAUUGUCCAAAGGUGUAUCUUACAAGGGAAACCAUGGUCAUGCAUACCAAUACCAUAGUCAUGACCUUCAUGAGGGAAGGUUUUCUCACGCGCUUGAUCACGCUAGGUGUAAUGGUAGAUGUAAUCAUGGAAUCAUAUCACACCAAAGGCAUCAAUACUCACGGAUACCUUAUUCAGCUGAGGUAACAAGUUGUGCACACCGUGUUGAUCAUUGUUGUUACCAUUGUUGUUCCCAUGUCUCAGCAGAUUUGUCUCCACGUGUUCAUUUCCAACACGACAAUUUAUACAGAUCCUAUCAAGGACAAGACCAUUGCUCUUCAAGUCCACGGCACUUCACAGCCUCUAAACUCCCAUUAUAUAGCAGUGAAACAAAUUCUGAUGAUCAGAGUUAUCGGGCUACUGCGGUGAGGAAAUAUUUAAGGGAGAAACAGAACUUGGCUAAGCGACAUCACAGGCCAAUAGCAGGUGGAGCUCCUUUCAUCACUUGUCAUAAAUGUUCAAACCUGCUUCAACUACCUGCAGAUUUUCUCCUUUAUAAAAGGGUGUGUCAUAAGCUGAAAUGUGGUGAAUGUUCAGAGGUACUCAAGUUUUCACUCAAGAAUGGAAGUCAUGUAGUACCUUUUUCAUCAAAUACUAUAGGUCUUCCAUCUCGCGAGCUUCACCAUCAAAGCGAGGUGAUUAGCAGCAACAAUCUACCAUCAAAAACCCGUGUCAACUAUUACCAUUACUCACCUGCAAAACCCAUUUCAUAUUAUGAUGAUCAUGGCCUUUCUGUAUCUCAAAGUUUCUCCUCAGAAGUAGAUCCUGUUUUUCUUCCACAACAAUUUCAUUCCUUGAAUGGUGGUGAAUAUGUUAAUCCAAACGUUUCUCCUAGCUCAACAGUUAAGGCGAAAAUUGUUGCUUCAAGAUAUUUUAGUGCAAUCGCGGCUCCAACGGAGACAGAUGAAUCGACUGAAUUUUCCUCCAAUAUGUCUGAAACCAGGAAAUUGUCUGCAGAAAAGGAGGCAAGGUCGUCACUAAAAAAUACUCUUCAUAAGCUGAUGGGCUAUUCUACACCAAGUAAAUUGAUAAGAGGGACAUCUUCAAGGAGCUCAUACUCAAUUCAGGAAAUGAUCUGAGUAAAGAAAGAGAAUGAGGGAGUUAUAAUUUUUCAUGUAGUAUUAUCCAUCUUGAAAUUGGCAAUAGGUGUAUUUAUUCGCAGUAGCUACAUUAUUUAAUUUAAUUUUAGUAUGUAUAUACCAGAUUACCAGUUCUUGAAUAGGUGUUGUGCACUUGUAAUGCACGUCAAUUAAGAUUAUUGUUGUAAAGAUAUUCUUUUGGUGUAUAAAUGAUUUCAUUUGAAUUUUUAUAUA